GGCAGUGUGAGCGUUGAGAAGGAAACCAGUCAUGUCCUUGAAUGACAUUAAGAUGAAAUCCAGUGACUUGCUGGAGAAGGAACAUCUGGAUAGCGGGGGCUUUGGAGAAGUGUCCCUGUGUCUGCACAAGUCCCAUGGAUUCGUGAUUCUGAAAAAGGUGUACACCGGGCCCAACUGUGCUGAGUACAACGAGGCGCUGCUGGAGGAGGGCAAGAUGAUGCGGCGGCUGCGGCACAGCCGCGUGGUGGAGCUGCUGGGCGUCAUCAUGGAGGAGGGGCACUACUCGCUGGUCCUGGAGUUCAUGGAGAAGGGCAACCUCAUGCGCGUGCUCCAGGCCAAGAUUAGCAUCCCCCUUUCUGUGAAGGGGAGGGUCAUCAUGGAGACCAUCGAGGGCAUGCGUUACUUGCACGGGGAGGGUGUGAUCCACAAGGACCUCAAGCCUGAAAACAUCCUCGUGGACAACGACUUCCACAUCAAGAUAGCCGAUCUUGGCGUCGCCACCUUCAAGACCUGGAGCAAACUGACCAAAGAGGAGCACAACGAGCAGAAGAAACUGCACCGCAGUGCCUCCAGGGCGACGGGCGGCACCCUCUGCUACAUGGCCCCCGAGCACCUGAACGACAUCAACGCCAAGCCCUCGGACAAGUCCGACGUGUACAGCUUCGCCAUAGUGCUGUGGGCGAUUUUCGCCAGCAAGGCGCCCUAUGAAAACGCCAUCUGUGAGCAGCAGCUCAUAGUCUGCAUCAAGUCUGGGAACAGGCCCGACGUGGCCGUCAUCCUGGAGUUCUGCCCGCAGGAGGUCAUCAGCCUCAUGAAGCAGUGCUGGGACGGGGACCCAGCCCUCCGGCCCACCUUUGUAGGCAUUGACGAAACAUUCAGACCUUUUUACGUAGCGCAGUUAGAAGGACUCGUAGAAGAAGACGUGGAGACUCUCAAGAAGGAGUAUCCAUGCGAAAACGCCAUUCUGAGGAGAAUGCAGUCUCUCCAGCUGGAUUGUACAGCCAUACCUCCCAGCAGAUCAAAUUCAGCCACAGAGCAUCCCAGUUCGUUGCACAGCUCGCAGGGACUCGGGCCGGGGCCCGUGGAGGAAUCCUGGUUUGCCCCCUCCCCAGCCCAGGAGCCAGAGGAGAACGAGCUCAGCCUGCAGAGUAAACUCCAGGAAGAAGCCAACUACCAUCUUUACGGCAGCCGCAUGGACAGGCAGACGAAGCAGCAGCCCUGGCAGAGUGUGGCUUACAGCAGAGAGGAGGAAAGACGACGCCGGGUCUCCCAUGACCCUUUCGCCCAGAAGAAACCUUACGAGAACGCCCAGACCCCCGGGAUCAAGAGCCCUGGGUACCCCGGCGCAGCUGGCCCAGGCAGCGUGAUGCCCCCGCUGGUGGGGCUCACCAGCCAGCCCCCGUUAUGGCACAGCAGCAACGGACUGAGCGGCCCCUCUGGCUUGGGAGCAAGACCCCUGGAUCCGGGGGCGGCGGGGCCCCGCGUGUGGCAAGGGCCACAUUCAAACUACACGUUGAGCCAGCACAAAACCGCGGUGCCCGAGACCGCCCUGUUUGGAAACACGCCCACCAUGCCCUUCAGCUCCCUGCCGCCGCGAGACGAGACUUCCAGAUAUACCAUCUACAACAGCAGUGGCAUUCAGAUCGGAGACAAUAAUUACAUGGAGAUUGGAGGAGUGGGCACCAUAUUCCAGGACAGCAUGUACCUGAACUUGAACUCGGCUUCCAUGUACCAAGAUAUCUUUGAUAAUACCACUAGCGUGACUGACAGGCACCUGGACCCCAUCAGGGAGAACCUGGGAAGGCACUGGAAGAACUGUGCCCGUAAGCUGGGCUUCGUGGAAUCCCAGAUCGAUGAAAUCGACCACGACUACGAGCGAGACGGACUGAGGGAAAAGGUUUACCAGAUGCUGCAGAGGUGGCUGAUGAGGGAAGGCACGAAGGGCGCCACCGUGGGGAAGCUGGCCUUCGCGCUCUUCCAGUCCUCCAGAAUAGACCUCCUGCACUACUUAAUAUGCCUCAGCAAGAGCUAACUCCGGGAGGGGCCUCGGCAGCACACGCCUCCCGAGACCGCGCUGCCUCGGACCCUUCGGAAUCGCUCCUGCACGAACAGGGGUCUCUGUCUGCGCACCGACGUCAUCUCCCCUGUCCCCAGCCGGAGAACGGGGAAAGAAAUCUACCUGAAGCCACCCACGGAACAGGACAGCCUCUUCUUGAAGGGCUGAGACCCCGCCGAAAGAGACGCCCGAGUGGGCUUGGGGGGAGAGCGGAGAGAGUCGGAAGAGGCUGAUUUCUUUCCGUUCAUUCCAGGAGCUCG
Molecule: messenger RNA, 2316 nt
Organism: Condylura cristata (star-nosed mole)
Lineage: Eukaryota; Metazoa; Chordata; Mammalia; Eulipotyphla; Talpidae
Gene: RIPK1
Product: receptor (TNFRSF)-interacting serine-threonine kinase 1
Exons: 10
Coding region: 32-2032 (666 amino acids)
Biological process (GO): signal transduction; protein phosphorylation
Molecular function (GO): protein binding; JUN kinase kinase kinase activity; ATP binding
Source: RefSeq, a predicted model, not a curated record